Notolabrus celidotus (New Zealand spotty) is the source of this 2423-nucleotide messenger RNA. RefSeq names its product solute carrier family 35 member C2 (gene slc35h1). NCBI's taxonomy places the organism in Eukaryota, Metazoa, Chordata, Actinopteri, Labriformes, Labridae. Gene Ontology annotation, biological process: UDP-glucose transmembrane transport. Gene Ontology annotation, cellular component: endoplasmic reticulum-Golgi intermediate compartment; cis-Golgi network; Golgi apparatus. The transcript has 10 exons. The record is from RefSeq and is a predicted model, not a curated record. Gene Ontology annotation, molecular function: antiporter activity. Bases 497 to 1588 code for a protein of 363 amino acids.
CCCCAACCUAAACAGUAAAAGUCACAUUAAAUGAAAUAGCUCUACUUCCUGUUAUGCUGAUACCGAAUUAAAGAAUGGUCAGCUCUGAGUCGAGCUGUGUCUUUGUUUGUUAUGCAUGUGACUUGCUGAAGCGGAAUAAGCAGGGUCAUUGUUCACGGAGAGAUAUAAUCACAGGAGUCUGCAGGAGAGUGACACGACGCCACGCUGCAGGAGCUGUGUACUCUGUCACUAGUUACAGAGGGCAGAGAUAGAGGCUUAACUACUCGUGCUGCAACUUUACACGUCAGAUCUAAGGUUCAUGUGUCCACAGACUGGGCUAUUCGAGCCUUCUAAACUUUAUCUCUGUGUGCUUAUAACAACAACAGCUGAGAGAGAGAUGCAACACAGUGAGCCCUGAAAACAAUGGGACCUGUUAAACCCAGAGGAACUACCAUCUCUGAGGAGAUGAACUUUUUAAAGUAGCAGUCUUUUCAGGACCUGGUCCUGGCUGCCCUCCAUGGCGUGCCCUGUCCAGUUCCUCUGCCGGGGGAUUCGCACUGUUGGACUAGUUCUCCUAUACUAUGCCUUCUCUAUAGGCAUCACCUUCUAUAACAAAUGGCUGAUGAAGGAUUUCCACUUCCCACUCUUCAUGACGCUGGUUCACCUCACCAUCAUCUUCUGCCUGUCGACUCUGACACGGCGAGUCAUGCAGUGCUGGACGGGGAAGCCACGCAUCGUUCUGAGCUGGAGGGAUUACCUCCGCAAAGUAGCACCCACAGCUUUGGCAACAGCUCUGGAUAUUGGACUUUCCAACUGGAGCUUCCUCUUCAUCACCAUCAGCUUGUACACCAUGACCAAGUCUUCAGCAGUGCUCUUCAUCCUCUUCUUCUCCCUGCUCUUUAAACUGGAGGAGCCAAACCCAUUCCUGAUCGUGGUGGUCCUGCUCAUCGCCUCUGGUCUGUUUAUGUUUACAUUCGAGUCCACUCAGUUCAACCUGGAGGGCUUCACCAUGGUGCUGCUGGCGUCCUUCAUAGGGGGGAUCCGCUGGACCCUGACUCAGGUCCUGAUGCAGAAAGCUGAGCUGGGCCUUCAGAACCCGAUAGACGCCAUGUAUCACCUACAACCUCUCAUGUUCCUCGGCCUCUUUCCCCUCUUCCUGUUUAAUGAAGGACUCAGCAUCAGCACCACUGAGAAGUUAUUCCGGGUCACAGAGCUCUCGCCUCUCCUGUAUUCACUCUUCACACUGAGCAUCGGCGGCUCGCUGGCUUUCGGACUGGGCUUCUCUGAGUUCCUGCUCGUCUCCCGGACUUCCAGCCUCACUUUAUCCAUAUCAGGGAUCUUUAAGGAGGUGUGCACUCUGCUUUUGGCAGCCUCUCUAAUGGGAGACAGGAUAAGCAUGCUUAAUUGGCUGGGAUUCGCUGUCUGUCUGAGCGGAAUUUCAUUGCAUGUGGGACUCAAAACAUACUAUUCAAAAAGUAAGGGCUUGUCUUUGAGGCAGCUCAACAGUAAGAGCCCAGAGCUCGAGUUGCCCUUGCUGCGACAGAAUGGGGACGACAAAGAGGAUUCAGCUGCUGAUGAAGAUGAGGAGCAGGAAAUCACUCUACACUGACAUCGAAGGAUGCACAUCAGUGAUGUCUAGACUGUCUUCAAACCACUCAUUCCUUUUACGACACUUCAAUCAGAUGGUUUUAACAGUGAUGUCGAAGACUGUUCAGGAAAUACUGCCAAAAAAAGAGGAAACAGCCUCCUUUCCUCUCUUUUCCUCCUCUGAUCAUAUCUUCAGUCCAUAUGAGGUCCUCAAAAUCAGCUGGACGUCGACUUUGGACUUGACACAGGUUAUGAUCUUUUGCCUUAGGGAUGCUUCAAAAAAUGUAGCUGAUACAUCUCGGUGUUAACAGAAAGUGAUGCACGGAGAGAAAAAAGGGAUGCUCUGACACCUUAAAGUGUAGUCGGUCAUUUUUCUUUGACAGAAACGUGACACACAGUGGGAAUAUAGCCUCACAAGGUUUGGUUGCAGAAAGAAUCUGAAGAUAUAUCAUCAUAUUUUAAUCUACACGACUCCAGAGGCUUGUGCUGCUAACUGAAAAUAAGUCAUACAUUUCAUUCAGUGAAGUCAGGAGCUGCAGGGUGGGAGAACCUUAACGUGAAGGUCUCCUGCUUCCUUUUACAGACAUGUGAAAACACAGUAAUUUAAUGUGCCUUGUUAACUCUCAGUGUCUGCGCUGACUACCUUAAAGAGCUAUUUUCAGAACCCAUUUUAACAGAACCAGCUAUUGUGUAGCUACAGUACUUGAGUUGAAAGCCAUUUGAGAAGUACUUUUUAAAUGUUUUUGCUGACUUCCUGUAAGAUGCAGCGUUGUUGCACUUCAGUGAGGAUUACAGAGACGACGUGGUUUCUCAUUUCAAAAUAAAUCUGUGAUAACUAAUCUGUGCUGCAAACUUAA